Messenger RNA from Ornithorhynchus anatinus (platypus), 4129 nucleotides. It is a transcript of the gene OSBPL1A, whose product is annotated as oxysterol binding protein like 1A. Bases 21 to 2909 code for a protein of 962 amino acids. The record is from RefSeq and is a predicted model, not a curated record. Gene Ontology annotation, molecular function: cholesterol binding; protein binding. The transcript is spliced from 28 exons. Gene Ontology annotation, cellular component: intracellular membrane-bounded organelle; cytosol; membrane. Lineage: Eukaryota; Metazoa; Chordata; Mammalia; Monotremata; Ornithorhynchidae.
CUGUGUCCUUUCAACUAGAAAUGAGCACAGAGGCAGAACAACAACUUCUCCACGAUGCCCGGAAUGGAAAAACAGAAGAAGUCAGACAGCUGUUGGAAACCGUGGAGAGAAAGGAGGUGGUUGCUAACAUCAACUGCAAAGGUAGAAGCAAAUCUAACUUGGGUUGGACACCGCUUCACCUGGCGUGCUAUUUUGGACAUGGCCAAGUGGUCCAGGAUUUGCUGAAGGCGGGAGCAGAAGUGAACGUGCUGAACGACAUGGGAGAUACUCCGCUCCAUCGGGCAGCCUUCACCGGGCGGAAGGAAUUGGUAAUGCUGCUUUUACAGUAUAAUGCAGAUACAGCUGUUGUCAAUGGGAGUGGACAGACUGCCAAAGAUGUUACUCAUGACAAAGAAAUAAGAAACAUGCUGGAAGCGGUAGAAAAAACCCAACAAAGGAAACUUGAAGAAUUGCUUCUGGCAGCCGCACGGGAAGGAAACACAGCCGAACUCACAGUAUUGCUGAACAGUGCCACCCCGCCAGACGUGAACUGUUCGGACCCGCUGGGGAAUACGCCGUUGCACUGUGCAGCCUACCGGGCCCAUAAGCAGUGCGCGCUGAAGCUCCUGAAGAGCGGGGCCGAUCCCGGCAGAAGAAACCAAAACGAUCAGCGGCCCAUGGACCUGGCCCAGGGAGCCGAAAUGAAGCACAUGCUCGGAGGUAGUAAGGUUUUCUACAAACUUCUGAGACGUUACGAAGGCCCUCUCUGGAAGAGCUCAAGGUUUUUUGGUUGGCGACUUUUCUGGAUAGUGUUAGAGCAUGGAGUCCUCUCGUGGUAUAGGAAACAGGCUGAUGCAGGGAGUAACGCUCACCGCCAAGGCUGCAAGCACUUGACCCAAGCCCUCUGCACGGUAAAGUCCACUGACAGCUGCCUUUUCUUUGUUAAAUGCUUCGAUGACAGUAUUCAUUGUUUCCGAGUUCCUAAAAAUAACCUUCAGCAGUCGAGAGAGAGCUGGAUAGAGGCCAUAGAAGAGCACUCCGCAUACAGUACCCACUACUGCUCCCAGGACCAGCUGAGCGAUGAGGAAGAGGACCAGGAUGGCAUCUCGGCAGGAGAUUUGAAAGAAUCUCUGAAGAAUGCACAGGCGUGCCAACAGAGACUUGAUGAAGAGAUUUCCACCUUUCUCAAAAUGAUAAAAGAGUGUGAUACAACCAAAGAAAUCCUUCCCUCGUUUCUUCAGAAAGUGGAAGUCGUCUCCGAGGCCUCCAGAGAGACGUGUGCAGCUCUAAGUGACUGCCUUAAUCUCUUCACAAAGCAAGAAGAGGUGAGGAAUUUAAAAUUGGAGCACGAACAAGAGAAAAACAAGAUCUUGUCAGAAGCCUUGGAGACGUUGGCCACAGAGCAUCAUGAACUAGAGCAGUCUCUCGUUAAAGGCUCCCCUCCUCUCAGCAUUCUUAGUGAAGAAGAAUUCUAUGAUGCUCUUUCGGAUUCUGCGUCGGAGCUGUCGCUGAGUGGGCUUGAAGCGGUGACGACGCACUCAUUGGAAGAGGAGGCAGAGAGCGGGAGCCCUCCGACCGCCGGGAUGUCGGACGGCAAGGAUUCUGGCGGUGGCGGAGGCGGAGGAGGUUCUCUGGCCAAUGGCAUCAAAAAACACAGAACCAGCUUGCCCUCUCCGAUGUUUUCGAGAAAUGACUUCAGCAUAUGGAGUAUCCUCCGGAAGUGCAUUGGGAUGGAGCUGUCCAAGAUCACCAUGCCCGUCAUCUUCAACGAGCCCCUGAGCUUCCUGCAGCGACUCACCGAGUAUAUGGAGCACACGUACCUCAUCCACAAGGCCAGCGGCUUCUCUGACACCGUGGAAAGGAUGCAGUGUGUGGCCACUUUUGCUGUGUCUGCCGUGGCUUCUCAGUGGGAGCGAACGGGAAAACCAUUCAACCCUCUGCUGGGAGAGACAUACGAAUUAAUUCGCGAUGACCUGGGAUUCCGACUCAUCUCCGAGCAAGUCAGCCACCACCCGCCCGUGAGCGCGUUUCACGCCGAAGGCCUGAACAACGAUUUUGUUUUCCACGGCUCCAUUUACCCAAAACUCAAGUUCUGGGGCAAGAGCGUGGAAGCAGAGCCCAAGGGAACCAUCACGCUGGAGCUCCUUGAACACAAUGAAGCCUACACGUGGACGAACCCUACGUGCUGUGUGCACAAUAUCAUCGUGGGGAAACUCUGGAUCGAACAGUACGGCACCGUAGAAAUCACAAAUCACAAGACCGGAGAGAAAUGCGUGUUGAACUUUAAGCCCUGUGGCCUGUUUGGAAAGGAGUUGCACAAAGUUGAAGGCUACAUUCAAGAUAAGAGCAAAAAGAAGCUGCGUGUGCUGUACGGGAAAUGGACUGAGUGCCUGUACAGCGUGGACCCUGCCACCUACGAUGCUUACAAAAAAAAUGAUAAGAAAAACACCGAAGAGAAGAAAACCAGCAAGCAGGUGAGCGGCUCGGAGGAGCCGGACGAAAUGCCCCUGCCGGACUCGGAGGGCGUCCAGGUGAUCCCGGGCAGCGUCCUGCUCUGGAGGAUCGCGCCCAGGCCUCCCAACUCGGCCCAGAUGUACAACUUCACGAGCUUCGCCAUGGUCCUGAAUGAAGUAGAUAAAGAAAUGGAGAGCGUGAUUCCCAAAACCGACUGCAGGCUGCGACCCGACAUCCGCGCCAUGGAGAACGGAGAGAUCGACCAAGCCAGUGAAGAAAAAAAGCGCCUGGAAGAGAAACAGCGAGCAGCCCGCAAAAACAGAUCCAAGACCGAAGAGGACUGGAAAACGAGAAAUCCGGUGCAGGGACCCAGGUGGUUCCACCAAGGCCCCAACCCCUACAGCGGCGCCCAGGACUGGCUCUUCUCCGGCAACUACUGGGACAGAAACUACUUCAACUUGCCCGACAUCUACUGAAACACAGCCCGAGAGCCGGGCUCACCUAAGACAGUCUUACGCCUCGGGUUUUUUUUUAAAAGGUUGUCUUUCCUCUGUUUCUGUUCGUCUCGAAGAAACCCCCGGCUGCAAAAUGACGCUUCUUUCCGGUGCGUGCCCGGUAGUGAACGAGGCAGCCGAGGUGGGAGUUUAGAUGACUGAAAAAAUCCCUUUUUAGAAGGCAGACUGUGGGUGGGGGAGGGAGGGAGCGAGGACUCCCUGAUUUUUCAGUUUGCUGCUGCCAAGGGUGAGAAUGAAUUGGGGGAAAACGGGUGCCUGCUCCCACACAUACCCCUUAAGGCUUUCUACCGCCAUCCCACAUGUAGGAUGGUGUCUUGGAGACAUUUAGCCUGCCUCUCUGCCAGGCUGUGGUCAGAGCUAGGGCGGGGAAAAGUUCAUUGGUGAAAGAAAUACGGGUUUUCCUUGGUGAAGACGCUCCCUCCGUUCACCGCGGGCCCCCCUGCGCCUCCCCCUCACGGUCCUCCCUCAACCCUCCAGAGUAAAGUGCAGCUGGUGGGAGGUCGCUGGCGCCAUUUGACCUAAGGUUUUUGGCCUUCUCAGCUUAGCGCCCCGGGAAAUACUGCUUUCACGUUUCUCCAUAAUCAGUCUCAAAUGGAUCAUGAAGGAGUCAAAAGCCAUUGAAAUCUUGUAAUGUUGAAUGAAAAAUGGAUGCAAAUAGGACUCUUUUUUUUUUAAAAAAAAGAAAAAACCACCCAGUAACCUGUAAAAAAAAAAAAAAUGCACUAGACCCUGUAGGUGCCGGUCCGACUCAUUUGGCACGGCGAAACCUUUCCAAUGUGUCGGGGUUUCCCUGGCCUCUAGGGACCGGGGAAAGCCAAUUGCUCACGUGUAGGUGUCGGAAGUAGCAAAGGAGUCCUUGAGCAUCUUCCACGUCCGCAAGGCUCCUGUGCAGUCAGAUGGGAUGGAUGGAGACCAACUGUACAGUAGCUUUAACCCCAUUAAUUGGGGUGUGUAAUCUAAUGGUAUUUAUAGAGAUAUAAAAAAAUGUGGAGGCUCAUUCUCUCCAGGUGUGUGUGUGUAUAUAUAUAUAUAUAUAUAUAAAAUAUGAUAUAUAUAUAUAUAUAUUUACCUCCUCUAAAUUGAGACCCAGCUCUGGGAGGAAAGCCUGACAUUCUGCAUAAUGUUUUAAUUCUGUCAAAUCCAAUAAUUGAACUGCUUCUAAAUAAAGGCUUUAAACUUCC